CUCUCUCUCUCUCUCUCGUUCUGAUCUGGGAGGAAGCUCAGAGGAACGCUGCUUUCACGUGAUCUCCAGGUCUUAUUUCCCCCGUGUGAAGCAGUCCUUACAAAGUUAAUGCACUGCGUAAUAAAUCAUAGUAAAGUCUCUGUCUCGAUUUGAUUCUCGGCGCAAUUUGAAACAAAGGCUUUAACUUUGAACAGUUUCUACUUCAGUAAACUAGGUGGCGCUGUGUAUGUUAUUCUCUAUUUGGGAGAAGAAGUCUAGCUGUUCGCUCACAACAGCACAAGCCAGCAGAAAUGGUUAAAUAAUCCUAGCUUUUUAAAAUAGUGUUAGCUGUUUUUUUUAAUUGUUAGCUCUUUUACAAAUGGUGUGAUAGAUAUGUGAUAGAUUGUGUAGUGUUAGAUGUUUUGAGCUUUUUUAAGUAUUCGUUAUUUUUAGCUAUUUAAAAAUUUGUUUCAAAUAGUCAUAUUUAUUUUUAGAUAUUUCUAAAUAGUGCUAUCUUUUUUGCCCCUUUUUUGGUUUUUUGGUUUUGCUGUUGGGGCAAAACUUUGCAUCUCAAAAUUUUAAGAUGAACAGACCAACAGAAAUAGUCCGAAAUUAGUCUGAAAAAAUAAUUUCUCCAUUAACUUGCAUUUCUGAUUAAGUUACUGUAUGAGGUUUGUGUUUUGAUGGUAUAUUACUGUAUAAUAUAUAACAUUACAGGCCUGUAACCUUUUUCAGUAGAAGUUUCAAGUAGUUUGUAAACAUUAUUUUCAGGGUUCUGAACUGUAUCAUUCACUCCUCAGUACAUAGUCAGUUUUCCCACUUUUGGAAAAUAGGGCCGUGAGAUCACAGUGUGAAGGCUGGAUUGGACUCCUCCUCCUUUGGAACCUUGACCACCAUAAAGCUCUGAGCUCAGCAGUGUUCCUCUGAACUUCCUGAAAGGGUGUAGAGAACUUUCUUUCUGCCAUUGAUUGUGUUCCUCUGUUUACCUAAUCAGACCUUUAGAACCCCCGUAGUGAACCCCUGCUCUUACUCAAUCACCUGCACAGAUCUGGAGCUGGAGUUGGUAAUGAUCAGGACUGAUUGACUUACGUCUAUUGAUAACUGUCAGAAUCAGACUGUUUAUGAUGCCGCUGAUGCACAUUUGAGGUGUUUUUGAUGAAACAAUGCUGUUCCUGCUUUUCAUCAGUCCAACAUUGAUUUAGGAGAGGACGGGGAGGAGGUUCUCAGGUCGAGAUUAGGAGAGGACGGGGAGGAGGUUCUCUGGUUGAGAUUAGGAGAGGACAGGGAGGAGGUUCUUGGGUUGAGAUUAGGAGAGGAUGGGGAGGAGGUUCUCUGGUUGAGAUAAGAAGAGGACGGGGAGGAGGUUCUCGGGUCGAGAUUAGGAGAGGACAGGGAGGAGGUUCUCUGGUUGAGAUUAGGAGAGGACAGGGAGGAGGUUCUUGAAUCGAGAAUAGGAGAGGAUGGGGAGAAGGUUCUUGGGUCGAGAUUAGGAGAGGACGGGGAGGAGGUUCUUGGGUCGAGAUUAGGAGAGGAUGGGGAGGAGGUUCUUGAAUCGAGAAUAGGAGAGGAUGGGGAGGAGGUUCUUGGGUUGAGAUUAGGAGAGGAUGGGGAGGAGGUUCUUGAAUCGAGAAUAGGAGAGGAUGGGGAGGAGGUUCUUGAAUCGAGAAUAGGAGAGGAUGGGGAGAAGGUUCUUGGGUCGAGAUUAGGAGAGGAUGUUCUCUGGUUGAGAUUAGGAGAGGAUGGGGAGGAGGUUCUCGGGUUGAGAUUAGGAGAGGAUGGGGAGGAGGUUCUCUGGUUGAGAUUAGGAGAGGACGGGGAGGAGGUUCUUGGGUCGAGAUUAGGAGUGGACAGGGAGGAGGUUCUCGGGUCGAGAUUAGGAGAGGACGGGGAGGAGGUUCUUGGGUCGAGAUUAGAAGAGGACAGGGAGGAGGUUCUCAGGUGGAGAUUAGGAGAGGAUGAGGAGGAGGUUCUUGGGUUGAGAUUAGGAGAGGAUGGGGAGGAGGUUCUGUGGUUGUCAGUACCUGUGUGUGUUUAACAGCCCAACAGAUACACUGUGUUUGUGUGUAUGGGAAUGUGGAUUGUUCUGAUGUUCUGAUGUUCUGAUUGUUGUUGAUGUUGUUUACGGAUGUGUAACAGUUAUAAUGUUCCUCCUUUCUGUUCCCUCUUCCUGUCAUGGGUUCUCCUGUGUAUCUUGUAAACGGGUUCUCCGUGUGCGCCGGACUGUAAAUGUUCGUUCCAGGUUUGAGGAAGAAGAACCUGUCUCCGGGCGCCGUGGAGACGGAGGUCCGUGGCAUCACGGGAGUGGAUCUGUUCGGGGCGUCGGACGCUGUGGUCAAACACGUGCUGGAGGGUCACGAUCGAGGGGUCAACUGGGCCGCGUUCCACCCCAGCAUGCCCCUAAUAGUGUCGGGAGCUGAUGACCGGCAGGUGAAGAUCUGGAGGAUGAACGAAUCAAAGGCGUGGGAGUUGGACACCUGCAGGGGGCACUACAACAACGUCUCGUGUGCCGUCUUCCACCCUCGUCAGGAGCUGAUCCUGUCCAACUCCGAGGAUAAGAGCAUCCGUGUGUGGGACAUGUCCAAACGCACCGGUGUGCAGACUUUCCGCAGAGACCACGACCGCUUCUGGGUGCUCGGAGCUCAUCCCAACCUCAACCUGUUCGCCGCAGGUCAUGACAGCGGGAUGCUGGUGUUUAAGCUGGAACGUGAGCGUCCUGCGUACGCUGUGUAUGGAAACAUGCUUUACUAUGUGAAGGAUCGCUUCCUGCGCCAGCUCGACUUCAACAGCAGCAAAGACACUGCCGUCAUGCAGCUGCGCAGCGGCUCCAAGUUCCCCGUGUUCAGCAUGUCCUACAACCCUGCAGAGAACGCCGUCCUGCUCUGCACUAGAGCCACUAAUCUGGAGAACAGCACGUAUGACCUGUACUCCAUCCCCCGAGACAGCGACUCUCAGAACCCUGAUGCUCCGGAGGGGAAGCGCUCCUCAGGACUGACCGCAGUUUGGGUGGCCAGGAACCGCUUUGCCGUUCUGGACCGCAUGCACUCGCUGCUGAUAAAGAACCUGAAGAACGAGAUCGUGAAGAAGGUGCAGGUUCCGAGCUGUGAGGAGAUCUUCUACGCUGGAACGGGUUCUCUGCUGCUGCGGGACGCUGACGGAGUCACGCUGUUCGACGUCCAGCAGAAGCGAUCGCUCGCCACCGUUAAGAUCGCCAAAGUCAAAUAUGUGGUGUGGAGUGCAGACACCAGCCACGUCGCCCUGCUGGCCAAACACGCCAUCAUGAUCUGCAACAGGAAGUUGGAGAGUCUGUGUAACAUCCACGAGAACAUCCGUGUGAAGAGUGGGGCGUGGGACGAGAGCGGAGUGUUCAUCUACACCACCUCCAACCACAUCAAAUACGCUCUGACCUCUGGUGAUCACGGUAUAAUCCGCACGCUGGACCUGCCCAUCUACGUGACGCGUGUGAGGGGGAACAGCGUGUACUGUCUGGACCGCGAGUGCCGACCCCGCGUCCUCAACAUCGACCCCACAGAGUACCGCUUUAAACUCGCCCUCGUCAACCGCAAGUACGAGGAGGUACUGCACAUGGUGCGUAACGCUAAGCUGGUGGGACAGUCCAUCAUCGCCUACCUGCAGAAGAAGGGCUACCCAGAGGUGGCGCUGCACUUCGUGAAGGAUGAGAAGACUCGCUUCAGCCUGGCUCUGGAGUGCGGCAACAUCGAGGUGGCGCUGGAGGCUGCGAAGGCCCUGGAUGAGCGGAGCUGCUGGGAGCGUCUGGGCGAGGCUGCGCUGCUGCAGGGUCACCACCAGGUGGUGGAGAUGUGCUACCAGAGAACCAAGAACUUCGACAAGCUCACCUUCCUGUACCUGAUCACCGGAAACCUGGCCAAGCUGAGGAAGAUGAUGAAGAUCGCUGAGAUCAGGAAGGAUAUGAGUGGUCACUAUCAGGCCGCUCUGUACCUGGGAGACGUCAGCGAGAGAGUGCGCAUCCUCAAAAACUGCGGGCAGAAGUCUCUGGCGUAUCUGACCGCUGCCACGCACGGCAUGGACGAGGAGGCCGAGGCCCUGAAGGAGACCUUUGACCUAGAGAAGGAGAUGAUCCCGGAGGUGGACCCGAACGCCCAGCUGCUGCAGCCUCCUCCCCCAAUCAACCCGUUGGACACUAACUGGCCCCUGCUGACCGUCUCCAAGGGCUUCUUCGAGGGAGCCAUCGCAGCCAAGGGAAGGGCCGGUCAGAUGGCGGCUGAUCUGGACAUGGACGCUCCUGGAGGAGAAGGCUGGGGAGAGGAUGCUGAACUUCACCUGGACGAUGAUGGUUUCAUGGAUGCUCAGGACGGUCUGGGUGAUGAAGUCGGUGUGGGGAAGGAGGAGGGAGGAGGCUGGGAGGUGGAAGAGGACCUGGACCUGCCCCCAGAACUGGAUGUGCCUGCUGGUGGAGGGGGAGGAGCUGAAGGAGAAGGCUUCUUUGUCCCACCCACUAAAGGUGUUAGCCCCACCCAGAUGUGGUGUAAUAACUCCCAGCUGCCUGUUGACCACCUGCUCGCUGGAUCCUUCGAGACAGCCAUGAGGUUACUCCAUGAUCAGGUGGGUGUGGUCCAGUUUGGUCCGUAUAAGCAGCUGUUCCUGCAGACGUUCUCCCGCGGCAGGACGUGUUACCUGGGGCUGCCGUCGCUGCCCUGCCUGCAGGGUCACCCUCAGAGGAACUGGAAGGACAGCGGGAUGAAGGCCGGUCUGCCGGCAGUGGGCCUGCGCCUCGCCGACCUCAUCGCCCGCCUGCAGCAGUGCUACCAGAUGACCACAGCUGGACGUUUCGAGGAGGCUGUGGAGCGCUUUAGAGCUAUUCUAUUGUCAGUGCCCCUUCUGGUGGUGGACAACAAACAGGAGAUCGCAGAGGCUCAGCAGUUGAUCACCAUCUGCAGAGAGUACAUAGUGGGUCUCACGAUGGAAACAGAGCGGAAGAAGCUGCCCAAAGACACUCUGGAGCAGCAGAAGAGGCUGUGUGAGAUGGCGGCGUACUUCACCCACUGUAACCUGCAGCCGGUGCACAUGGUGCUGGUGUUGCGCACGGCGCUCAAUCUCUUCUUCAAACUCAAAAACUUUAAAACAGCCGCAGGAUUCGCACGACGCCUCCUCGAGCUCGGACCCAAACCUGAAGUAGCACAGCAGACGCGUAAGAUCUUGGCGGCGUGUGAGAAGACGCUGACCGACGCCCACCAGCUGAACUACGACCCCCAUAACCCCUUUGACCUCUGCGCAGCCUCUUUCACCCCGCUGUACCGCGGACGGCCCGUGGAGAAGUGCCCGCUGUCCGGCGCCUGUUACUGCCCCACGUACAAAGGCCAGGUCUGCAGGGUCACACAGGUAACGGAGAUCGGUAAGGAGGUGAUUGGUCUGCGGAUCAGCUCCCUGCAGUUCCGCUGAAGAGCCGAGGAUCUCCAACUUCAUCACAUCGCUUUCCUAUACAGACAACUACAGCCCAUAAAGCGUAGAGUGAAUAGAAAUAAACUGUUCUUUGUGUUUCUGUUAUUGUUCUUGUGCUGAAUCACUGACGCUCUGCGCUGCUCUCAGCAUAAUAUUCACGCAGUGCUUUAUAUUUCAUAUUCUGUCCUGUUUAACUCCUGAAAUACUGAAAUAAAGGUCCUGAAACGAUG
Molecule: messenger RNA, 5627 nt
Organism: Colossoma macropomum (tambaqui)
Lineage: Eukaryota; Metazoa; Chordata; Actinopteri; Characiformes; Serrasalmidae
Gene: copa
Product: COPI coat complex subunit alpha
Exons: 24
Coding region: 2206-5397 (1063 amino acids)
Biological process (GO): intra-Golgi vesicle-mediated transport; intracellular protein transport; retrograde vesicle-mediated transport, Golgi to endoplasmic reticulum
Cellular component (GO): COPI vesicle coat
Molecular function (GO): structural molecule activity; protein binding
Source: RefSeq, a predicted model, not a curated record